Pogonomyrmex barbatus (red harvester ant) is the source of this 2416-nucleotide messenger RNA. RefSeq names its product inositol-trisphosphate 3-kinase-like protein (gene IP3K1). Gene Ontology annotation, cellular component: cytoplasm; nucleus. The record is from RefSeq and is a predicted model, not a curated record. NCBI's taxonomy places the organism in Eukaryota, Metazoa, Arthropoda, Insecta, Hymenoptera, Formicidae. Gene Ontology annotation, molecular function: inositol hexakisphosphate kinase activity. Gene Ontology annotation, biological process: phosphatidylinositol phosphate biosynthetic process; inositol phosphate biosynthetic process.
GGGGAAAGGGGACACGGGAAGUGUAACGCGGCAGAGACAGAAGGAUAGACGGAGACGCGGCGGUCGAGCUGGUGGAAGUGGGACAGCGCUAAACGGAAGCGAGAAGAAGCGAGCGGGACGGAGCGAGAGAAUGCGACGAGGGCGAGAAGGAGAGAGCGAGGGACCGUAGCCGAGUUCGGCCAAUCGGGUCGCGCGGCUCGCGCCUAUCGGGCGUGUAGGGUGGUUUCACGGCGCCCCGCGCGUCAUUCGUCGACUCGCCUCGGCCGGCGUCGAGCUCGUUGCGCCCGAUGAGGAGGUUAGGUCGUACGUUUCUUCGCGCCACUGAGACACCUCGGACUCCCGGUGAGAACGAUCUCGACGUGCGCGCGUGAGAAAGGAAGAAAGGAACUCCGAGUGCCGAUUCUCACCGUCACGCUUGUGAUAUUCGUGCGCGCGCGUGUGUGCCCGCGCGUCUCGACGGCGCGCGCGUGUUCCAAACGUAUAAAUAAUGUCGAGCAGUGUGUGUCACGCGCCCCUGCCAGCACGAAUGGAAGCGUUCACCACGAGGCUCUGCCUGCGUGCGGUCGAUCAGUAUGAGCGACUUCUGCAGACGCACUUCAACAAGCCCUCGAGCAAGGAGCAAACACGGCUGAACAGUCAUGAUUCGAUGGGCAACAAGGACCACCGUCGGCAGAAAGAUGGAUCCAGUGGCGGUGGGAGCAGCGGUAGCAGCAGCAGCAGCACCUACAGCGCCUUCCGUCAAUGGCGACGGAGUACUUCGAUCGGGUCUCACAGCAACCGAUCCAACAGCGCUGGCUCCAGAUCGUCUAGCUCGUUCACCAAAUUGCCCAAUGACCCAGCCACCCUACGGAAAAUGGAACAGUUCCCCUUGGUCCUGUCCGACGCGACCAUGCCGGACGAGGAUCUAUCCCUGAAAUUCCUCGCCCUGAAUGCUCUGGAUCUGACGGCACCGGCCAGCGACGUGCUCUUAAAGAAUCGACUGAAGUCCUGGUUUCAAUUGUCAGGCCAUCCGGAUGGCUUUGCGCCCGCCGGUCCCGGUACUGUUUGGAAGAGGAAAACAGGCGGCGCCGAGAACACGGAACGUCUUGUUUACGAGACCCUGAGCAAGGAGGAAGCGCUGCGAGAUUGCAUACCGAGAUAUUAUCGGGAAGUCGAGUACAAGGGCGAUACGUUCAUCGAGCUGCAGGAUUUGCUCUUUGGUUUCAACGAUCCGCACGUCAUGGACAUCAAAAUGGGUACCAGGACCUUCCUCGAGUCCGAGGUGUCCAAGACCACCGCUAGGCCGGACCUCUAUCAGAAGAUGAUAGCCGUCGAUCCGGACGCGCCGACCCAGCUGGAGCACGAGCAACGCGCCGUGACCAAAUUACGGUACAUGCAGUUCCGCGAGCAGCAGAGCUCGACCUGCAGCCACGGUUUUCGCAUCGAAGCGAUGAAACUGCCGGGUGCACCGCCGAUCACCGAUCUCAAGAAGGUCAAGUCGCAUUCGGAGGUGCUCGACACCAUAAGACAAUUCCUCGGCAGACGCGAGGACACCCGUCAAAAGAUCCUCGCGCGUCUCAGGAACCUGCGAACCAAGAUUGAGAAAUCAAAGUAUUUUGAAACUCACGAGGUAAUCGGCAGUAGUAUUUUCAUAAUUUACGACAGCGAAAAGGUGGGCGUUUGGCUAAUAGAUUUCGCAAAGACACGAGAGGUGCCGGAUGGGCGGAAGCUCACACACAGACGUCCUUGGGAAGAAGGUAAUCACGAAGAGGGUUUCUUGUACGGAUUGGACAACUUAAUUUCAACCAUCGAAGAAGUCUGUCUUUCUACAUAAAUAUUUUCGAUGUUUGCGCACGACGGAAUUCAGAAACUUUUCUACGCUAACGAAACAUCGUUUACUCAUGUACAUAUCGAGUGAAAAAAAAGUAUUCGUAUUCUAUCGCGUUUAUAGUGAUUUUUAAUUAAAUAUAAGUGCAUCAGUAUCGCCAGAACAUCAAAAGGAAGAUUAUAUCAUGUAAGUGAGUAAAGAGUGAUGACCGCGCCGAAAAAUGGUGUACCAGCUCACAUGUGUUUAGCUCACUUUUGCUCACUUUUUGAUCUUGUGAAUUUUCAGAUAUGUUUAUCGUCAUUAUUUAUGUCAUCGAUAUGUACAUAUAUUGGUAUUUAACUCUAAGUCGAAGACUGCUUUCUAUUGCAUUUCACGCGCAUUUUUCUAAGAGACCAAAUUCGCAGCAUAUUGCCCUGUGUACAAACGUGUAAUGUACAAAAAUAGCUUUUAAGAUAGUGAUAAGUAAUCUAAUAUGGUAAGCGAGGCUUAUUUAUGAGGAGUGCUUACGUCGAAUAAUAAUAAUAACGUUCUUACUUUUUUUAAAGAGUACUUGUCUUCAAUCGCUUCGUGUUUGAAAUUGUAGGCGUAAAUAAAUAAUCUUCGUAUAUA